CUGAGUUAUAACCAUUGUUGUAAUUUUAAACAGUUUAUCUCGAUUGCCAAUUCUUAUAGAAUUUGCAAUUUGAAAUUAAUAACAAAUCUUACUAAUACUACAAACAUCUGACAAACAUCACAUUCGUUUAUUUAUUUCGAUAAAAAUAAUAACCUUUAACCCUAUGCACUCUUAUGUCGCCGUAUCGUAUAGGCGGCACACCAUGUCGUAUCAUUACAGCUGGUUGGCCGGUCAUCCCCUAAGCUUAUUUUUAAUAUUUAUAAAUUGCUUUCUUGAACCUUCGUUAAGGACAUGUUUACGUAAAAAUAAAAGAUAGCAUGAUAUUUAUUUUAUACAUGCCAUCGUAAGCUGUUUAUUUUAUAUCUGUUGAUGUAUAUAUUUCGAUCACAGUUCACAUUUUUGCAUUUUGAAUAUUACUCAGUUUUAUAACUAACACGAUAGUAUAAAGUACGGUGUAAUGUUUCGGUGAAAAUUUCGAAAAAAAAUAUAUUUCAAAUGCCCAAGAAAUGUUUACAAGAUGAAAUUGAAAAUGAAUUGUGACGAUGAAUUUUAUAUUGACGCGCCUGAAAAUGAUAGAUUGGAUAGUGAACAUAUUAGUGACUCUAGUAGUGGUAGUGAUAUUAUAGUUACAAAAAGACAGAGAACUGUACCUUUACCAUCAAAUUGCAGCAGUAGUGAAGAAAACGAGAAUGUAACACAACCAGGUAAUUUUCGUCCACCGCAGGACGUCGCAUGCCACGAUCAGAUACCAGACAGGAUUUUAUUUACUUCUGGGGAUAAAAUGGUAGGACCACAAAUUCCUGAUACUUGUACAAAACCGAUAAAUUUUUUCAAGCUUUUUUUUUACCGAUAUAUAACUACGCUAGACAUAAAAUAGCACCGAAGAGGUUGUCAAAACGUGGGUAGAAGAGUUUACUGCAUUUAUUUGGGUUAUCCUAAAUAUGGGUACGAUCAUCUUAUCUAAUUUCCAAGAGAUUUGGUCACAACGCCAAAAUACUUUUUCUUAGUGGCAUAUGUAGAGGAGAAUGAUUUUUACAAAUUUUUUGCAUGCUCCACUUGCAUAAAAACAAUCUCUCUCUAUUUGAUUAUUUGGACAAGCAAUUCAAAGAACAUUUUGUUUCAUCAAGAGAGGUAUCGGUAGACGAAUCUGUUGUUGGAUUUAAGGGUAACGAAAUGGGUACGAAAGGGGGGAUACGAAUUAAUAUAGGUAAUGGCGGAUGCCAACACCGAAUAUGUUUAUUCAGUUUUGUCUUACUAAGGAAGCUUGACAUCGGAAUAUCUAGUGAGACCUGAUUUACCUGUAAGCACAAGGAUAGCGUUACAUCUGUGUCAAAAAUAGCAAUAACCCAGGAUAAAGAGGAUAUCAUUUUUACACCGAUAGAUACUAUACGAGCUUGCGACUUGCAGAAGAAUUGUUAAAAGUUAAUGUUCAUUUGACAGAUACUAUUCAAAUCAACCGCAAAUUUAUACUUGAUUCUAUCAAAAAAACAAGAUUCGCGAAAGAUAACACAUUUGCAUUCAGAUCAAGUAAUUUGAUGUUAUUGGCAUAUUUCAUGAACACAACCUAUCAACAGAAGAGUACGUGGAGGUAAAGUCUGUUCAUAGAUAUAAGAAAAUGACUAACUGAUACGAAUUAAGGUAAGACCCGGGAAAGCUGUAAGAAUGAAAUAUGGUCGAACAGGUCCGUACUUUACUUAGAAUUUAAUUAUUUGGGGUUUUGUUAGUAAAGAUACUAAACAAUAUUUACUUAUUUAUCUAUGUAUUUAUGUUUAAAUUACAAAUUAUUUUUAUUACCUACUUAAAUUACUUAAAAUUAUUCACAUAAUAUAUCAAUAUCGCUAUCACUAUCAUCGCCUGUUGUAAUCAUUAUUUGUUCUAUAUUAUUUGCAAUAUGGAUAUACGAUUGUUCUGCUUUUUCUAUAUGUUUAACAGAAUUUGUCCAAAUUUGUGCAGGGAUGUUAAAAACUUCAGUUUCUAUAAGUUAGAGGACAUUGGAGUUAACACGGGAAAAAACAUUGUUACGACGAAUGGCAAAUUUCAGUUGGUGCCGAACAUGUUCAAUGGGAUUAAAUAUACAGUGGUGAAAGACGACCAGUAUUUUGUCGAUCAACGUCAGGUGAUAUGGGGUGAGAAUAAUUUGGACACUACCAUCCCGAUUUUACCCAGAGGCCUGCACAAAUUUCCAUUCAGAUUCUCUCUGCCCGAGUCAAGUCUACCUUGUUCCUUCGAAAGUCGGCCUGUGCAAAUCAGGUACUACUUCAAGGUCACCAUCGAUAUACCAUAUGCGAGUCCUCCGCAGGGCACGAAGUACUUUACGGUCAUCGGGCCUCACAUUGACUGCAUGGAGGAGCAAUACUUGAAAGCUUCCGUGAUGGAAAACAAGCGAUCCACUUGCUGUUGGUGUUGCAAACGCGGAACCCUGAGCUUGCGAUGCGUCCUGGAACGUUCAGCUUACGUGUGCAAGGAGAGCAUCAAGGUCAGAGCGACGAUCGAUAAUCAGAGCGAAGACGAAGUGAGGUUAAGAGUCAGGCUAGAGCAAUUUUGCGAGUUUUUCAUAGAUCGGGGCGUGUUGGGCGUAUCCAAAGACGUCAGGCACCUGAUUUUCGAAUACAGAGGUAGGACGGCCAAACCGCACACCCGGAGCAAGUGGGACAGCUCCAACAGCUUGGUGAUACCCCCCAUGCCGACGACACUGAUCGGCAUAUGUCGACUGGCGCAGAUAUAUUACAUUUUGACCGUAAGUUUGGACACGGACAAAGACUUCGACGUCGUGCAGGUUGCCUUUCCAAUUACCAUAGGAACCGUCCCCUUCCGGAUCCCCAAUUCGAACAAAACCCCCAGAAUAAAAUAUGAAAACGCUUGCUCACACGUGGAAGGAGGCCAGUACCUGGGGCCGGAAUUUUUGUUGGGCCAAGUAUAUGACGGAAAUGAGCACUAUUUACGAGAGCCCAUAGUUUUGUACAAGCCCCUUUACGUUACAGUCGAUAACGCAGAGGACAAAUGAAAACCAAAGGCAAUAACGACCUCCAACAGGGUACUUAACCUCAAUUUUCUUUUUAUCGAUAUACACUGACCGCUUAAAAGACUGACGAAACGCGAAAAAUGCAAUUAAUGAGUAAUGCAGCCUGAAAUGCCAGAGUUUGCUCAUUGAUUACUGCUUCUGAUCCGUUGUUGAUACACCAAAUUCACAUUGUAUUACUCAUCCAGAAUAUUUGGGGUCGUUUCAUAUCGAAAUCGGGCUAAAGGCCUGGCAAGAAGAGAAUUAAAACUGCUCAAUAGCAAAUUGUCCAGGCACUUUUUUUCAAAAUAAAAAAAAAACUUUUUUUUGGCACGGGCCAUUGAAAAUGUAUAAGAUACUGAAUGCGUGAUAGCGCCAUCUAUUAGGUAAAACAAAAUAUACAGCUCUAACAUAAUUUUAUGACGAACUUCCAGUAACAUAUUGUAAAUACAUUUAAAAAAAGACGCUGUCUUAAAAUCAUGGGAAGCUAUCAUAAAAAAAUAUAGUCCGACAAUAGCCAAGUUAGAAAUGUGUACCUUUAAUAGUUCUCAAAAUAUAUCAAUCGAUGACGUCGUGUGCCAAACUUAUUUUUUAUUUUAGCAGAUUUGAUAUUAAAUGGCCCUUUUACACAAGGCACUCGAAUACAACAAAUACUUCCUUCAUUUUUUCCGAAACGUUUUUCAAAAAUGAAGUGAUAUUUUUUACAAAUUAAAUGAAUUAUUAUUACAGUUAACGGUAAUUGUAAUUAAGAUGUUUUGUGUCAUAACCUUAAUGUUUAUUGAAAUGUUAAAUGUUAGACUGAAAAAUUUGAUAUAUAACUAUUUACCUACCUGAAAUUUUUGUAAUUUAUUUUUGACACAAUUAGCACAGUAAACUAUGACCACAGUGCAUUUAGUCCAUAGGUUUAAAUGUUUCUAUGGAUUAAGCGUAUCGAAUUCAUCUAGAUGACUGGCACACAUUUAUGGAAAGUCAAUUUAACGAUUUAAAAAAAUUCAUGAACGUGCAUCCCAAAAUACAUAAAUUGAAGUAUUUUAAAGAACUGUCUAGCAGCAUAGCAUUUAUUAUAGUAGACAAAGCACAAUAUUGUUAUUGUUGUUCACCUUAAAAGAUUAUCAUUAA
Cylas formicarius (sweet potato weevil) is the source of this 4117-nucleotide messenger RNA. Its product is annotated as arrestin domain-containing protein 3-like. Lineage: Eukaryota; Metazoa; Arthropoda; Insecta; Coleoptera; Brentidae. The record is from RefSeq and is a predicted model, not a curated record. Gene Ontology annotation, biological process: protein transport. The coding region runs from base 1892 to 3004 and encodes 370 amino acids. The transcript is spliced from 8 exons. Gene Ontology annotation, cellular component: cytoplasm.